Molecule: messenger RNA, 1236 nt
Organism: Pyricularia pennisetigena
Lineage: Eukaryota; Fungi; Ascomycota; Sordariomycetes; Magnaporthales; Pyriculariaceae
Exons: 3
Coding region: 1-1236 (411 amino acids)
Source: RefSeq, a predicted model, not a curated record
AUGCCCUUCAGCGCCGAAGCAGUCUCCUCGCUCAAGUCCAUGGUCGAUGCGGCCUGUGCCGACCCUACAACCGACAUCCCCGGCGCCGCCGUGGUGAUAGUCGACCGGGCCGGCGAGGAGCUCCUUGCGCACGCCGCAGGCGUCAGGGGCCUGUCGGGCGACGGCAGGAGGGAGCCCAUGACGCUCGACACGGUCUUCUGGAUCGCGUCGUGCACCAAGCUGCUGGCCGGCGUCGCGUGCAUGCAGCUCGUCGAGCGUGGCGUCUUGCGCCUCGACGACGGCGACCAGAUCGAGGAGCUGUGUCCCGAGCUGGCGCGCCUCAAGGUGCUGGGCGAGAACGGGGUCCUGGUCGACAAGACCAGCAAGAUCUCGUUGAGGAUGCUCCUGAGCCACACGGCCGGGUUCGGCUAUACGUUCUUCAACGAGCGGCUGCGGGACUGGUCGCUGCCGACGGGCGUGGAUGAGUUUUCCGGCAGGGUGGAGGACGUCACCACGCCGUUGCUGUUCCAGCCCGGGGAGGGGUGGGAGUAUGGUGUUGGCAUCGAUUGGGCUGGGAUUGCCCUUGAACGUGUCACCGGUCUGAAAUUGAACGAGUUCCUGCAGCAGAACGUCUUUCAGCCACUGGGCAUCAAGGACAUGUCCAUGGUGCCCGGGGAGGACAUGCGGUCGAGAUUGGCCUACAUGCACCAUCGCGAGGGGGACGGCAAGCUGAGGCCGCGUGACCACCCGCUGCGUGCACCGCUGGUCAUUGACGUGGACAACAAAAUCGAAGUUGCAAAGCUGCACAACAGCGGAGGCGCCGGCAUGUUUGCCACAGCGCAAGAGUACUGCAAGGUCCUCGCCGCCAUCCUAAACGACGGCCAGAGCCCGACCACGGGCGCACGAAUCCUCCGCCCCGAGACCAUAGCCGAGAUGUUCAGGAACCAAAUCCCCCAGUGGCCCGAUUUCGGUCGGCAGGGAAUGGCGGCCGCCAAGCCGGACCUGACGAACCCGAUCGCGGAGGUGUACCCGGUCGAGGGCGGGGCGCCGCAGGGCUGGGGGCUGACGUUCCUGCAGCCGCGCGGAGCAGACGCCGGCACCGUCUGCUGGGCGGGGCUACCGAACCUGUGGUGGUGGCUGAACCGCGAAAAGGGGAUCGCAGGCCUCGUGGCGACGCAGAUCCUGCCGUUUGUCGACCCCAAAGUCAUGGGGCUGUGGUUCGGGGUCCAGGCUGCGUCAUAUGCUGCUUUGGGCUGA